Molecule: messenger RNA, 615 nt
Organism: Drosophila takahashii
Lineage: Eukaryota; Metazoa; Arthropoda; Insecta; Diptera; Drosophilidae
Product: chitin-binding domain protein cbd-1
Cellular component (GO): extracellular region
Molecular function (GO): chitin binding
Source: RefSeq, a predicted model, not a curated record
AUGAAGUUGGCACUAAUAAUCUUGCGAGGACUCAUCCUCAUCCUUGACAAUCAUCCUACUUGUGGACAGUAUUUUCCCUGUAGUCCUGCGGAUGAGAUUUGCGUUUGUUCGGGUCACCAGCCGAAUGAAUUGGUCCCUGACUGUGAUGAUUGUUCCGGUUACAUCGUUUGUGGCGUUGGUUCCUACGAAAAAGUGAAGUGCAAUCCUGGUCUGAUCUAUGACAUCAAGUUAAAGGCCUGUGUGAAGGGUCAGUGUCCCAGAUCGGAUGGCACUUGUGUGAGUAACACCAACACCACAGUGACUCCAAUCACGACGCAUUCAACUCCGGAAAUUCCAGGACAUUGUGCCCAGGAUGUGAGAUGCAGCUUCCACGGUCAGAUUAUCGCCCAUCCCCAGCACUGUCGAUUAUUUUACACCUGCGUGGAGAAGUGUCCUGCCUUGGGAUUCUGUGAGCUGGGCAAAUGGUUUGAUCGGGAGAAAUAUGUGUGUGACUAUCCGCAAAAUGUCAAAAAUUGUCCCUCUAACAAGGACUAAGAUUUGGACUCUUUAUUUCUAACAAAAUAAUCUAUUUUCUUCUAUUCAAUCUGAGUAUUCCCUUUAUUUACUCUUUACUAG